Molecule: messenger RNA, 4175 nt
Organism: Stegostoma tigrinum
Lineage: Eukaryota; Metazoa; Chordata; Chondrichthyes; Orectolobiformes; Stegostomatidae
Gene: fbxo11b
Product: F-box protein 11b
Exons: 23
Coding region: 459-3092 (877 amino acids)
Biological process (GO): ubiquitin-dependent protein catabolic process; protein ubiquitination; regulation of apoptotic process
Molecular function (GO): zinc ion binding; protein binding
Source: RefSeq, a predicted model, not a curated record
GGAGCCUCGUUCCCGUGCUCUGGUGGCUGCCUGGUCUCCGGACGCCGAGGGAGAGACAUGGCAGCGGUUGGAUGCGAGGGCGACCGUGUGGAGCCGGUCUGAAAGCUGCAGGAGGAGCACGAAGAAGUAGCCCCGAAGGACUCGGAAGACCGGCCGGGAAGGCGAGACCACGGCGUCCGAUCCCAUCGAAGGAGGGUGCGGGUGGAUUAGCCGCUGGGUAACGGCCCGACGGAGGCGGAUUGUUAUUGGGGGAGAGAGCGAGCAAGAGAGAGAGCGGUGCCGGCGGGCGCUUCAAACCAACGUAUUUAACUCAUAAAUAUUUCUCCACGUCCAGGCAGGAGGGUGGAUGAGGGAGGGGCGGCCGGAAUUUUUUUUCUGAUAUAGUCCCACCGGCAAGAAACCCCCAUCCCCCCUCCCUUCCCCCUCCUCCCCGGAUCCUCCAAACCGCCUUCCGCAGGAUGAACUCGGUCAGGGCAGCCAACAGGCGACCGAGGCGACUAUCGAGGCCGCGCCCCGUACAGGAGAGAAACAACGUCGCGGAUGAGGAUGUCCCUGCAGACAUGAUUGCGGAAGAAUCAGGACCUGGUGCACAAAACAGCCCGUACCAGCUGCGGAGAAAAUCACUACUCUCGAAACGAACAGCCUAUCCUACAAAGAAUAGCAUGGAGGGUGCUUCCACUUCAAGUUCAGAGCAUUUUGGUCAUAGAGCUAAGCGUGCAAGGCUGUCAGGAAAGUUACAAGACCUUCCUGCAUCACCAGCAGAGCAAUAUCUCCAAGUAAAAUUACCAGACGAGGUCGUUAUGAAUAUCUUCUCAUAUCUACUUGAACAGGACCUUUGCAGAGCAGCUUGUGUGUGUAAACGCUUCAGCGAAUUAGCUAAUGAUCCAAUUUUAUGGAAAAGAUUGUAUAUGGAAGUGUUUGAGUACACUCGACCAAUGAUGCAUCCGGAGCCAGGCAGAUUUUACCAGAUUAAUCCAGAAGAUUGUGAACAUCCAAAUCCUUGGAAGGAAAGCUUUCAACAACUGUAUAAAGGAGCGCAUGUAAAGCCUGGAUUUGCAGAGCACUUUUACAGUAGCCCAGCAAGGUAUAAAGGAAGAGAAAAUAUGUUGUAUUAUGAUACAAUUGAAGAUGCCUUGGGAGGUGUUCAGGAAGCUCACUUUGAUGGUCUUAUCUUUGUACAUUCUGGUACCUACACUGAUGAGUGGAUUUAUAUUGAAUCCCCUAUUACUAUGAUUGGUGCAGCACCAGGAAAAGUUGCAGAUAAGGUCAUAAUUGAAAACACUAGGGAUUCUACCUUUGUAUUUAUGGAGGGUUCUGAGGAUGCCUAUGUUGGAUAUAUGACAAUCAGGUUUAACCCUGAUGAUAAGUCCGCCCAGCACCAUAAUGCACACCACUGCUUGGAGAUCACAGUGAACUGCAGUCCAAUUAUAGAUCAUUGUAUCAUUCGUAGUACUUGCACAGUUGGCUCAGCUGUGUGUGUCAGUGGCCAGGGAGCUUCUCCUACGAUCAAACACUGCAAUAUUAGUGAUUGUGAAAAUGUUGGGCUAUAUAUAACAGAUCAUGCACAGGGAAUUUAUGAGGACAAUGAGAUUUCAAACAAUGCUCUUGCUGGAAUCUGGGUAAAAAACCAUGGAAAUCCUAUCAUCAGGAGAAAUCAAAUUCAUCAUGGGCGUGAUGUUGGGGUCUUCACAUUUGAUCAUGGCAUGGGUUACUUUGAAAGCUGUAACAUUCAUCGUAAUCGAAUAGCUGGUUUUGAAGUGAAGGCCUAUGCGAAUCCUACAGUAGUGAGAUGUGAAAUUCACCAUGGGCAAACAGGAGGAAUUUAUGUCCACGAGAAAGGACGAGGCCAAUUCAUAGAGAACAAAAUCUAUGCAAACAAUUUUGCUGGUGUGUGGAUUACAUCCAACAGUGAUCCAACUAUCAGGGCGAAUGCCAUUUUUAAUGGAAAUCAGGGUGGAGUUUAUAUCUUUGGAGAUGGAAGGGGCCUCAUAGAGGGAAAUGACAUUUAUGGAAAUGCAUUAGCUGGAAUACAGAUUAGAACAAAUAGUUGUCCAAUUGUGCGUCACAACAAAAUUCAUGAUGGUCAACAUGGCGGUAUCUACGUGCAUGAAAAGGGACAGGGUGUAAUUGAAGAAAAUGAAGUAUACAGCAAUACCCUGGCAGGUGUGUGGGUAACAACAGGAAGUACACCAGUGCUACGGAGAAACCGAAUACAUAGUGGCAAGCAGGUGGGUGUUUACUUCUAUGACAAUGGCCAUGGAGUGCUUGAAGACAAUGAUAUCUACAAUCAUAUGUAUUCAGGGGUUCAGAUUAGAACUGGAAGCAACCCUAAGAUUCGACGCAAUAAAAUAUGGGGAGGGCAGAAUGGUGGCAUUCUUGUUUACAAUUCUGGUCUUGGGUUUAUAGAAGAUAAUGAAAUAUUUGACAAUGCAAUGGCCGGUGUUUGGAUUAAAACAGACAGUAAUCCCACACUCAGACGGAACAAAAUCCAUGAUGGCCGAGACGGGGGUAUCUGCAUAUUUAACGGAGGCAGGGGACUCCUUGAAGAAAAUGAUAUCUUCAGGAAUGCCCAAGCUGGUGUUCUCAUUAGCACAAACAGCCAUCCAGUAUUGCGAAAGAACAGGAUAUUUGAUGGGUUUGCAGCAGGCAUUGAGAUAACAAAUCAUGCUACAGCUACUCUAGAAAACAAUCAGAUAUUCAACAACCGGUUUGGAGGGUUAUUUCUGGCAUCUGGCGUGAAUGUUUCAAUGAAAGACAACAAAAUAAUGAACAAUCAAGAUGCAAUUGAAAAGGCUGUUAAUAGGGGCCAGUGCCUGUACAAGAUAUCAAGUUACACCAGCUACCCAAUGCAUGAUUUUUACAGGUGUCACACCUGCAACACAACAGAUCGUAAUGCAAUCUGUGUAAACUGCAUUAAGAAGUGCCACCAAGGACAUGAUGUGGAAUUCAUUAGACAUGAUAGAUUUUUCUGUGACUGUGGUGCUGGAACACUUUCAAAUCCUUGCACGUUAGCUGGAGAACCCACACAUGAUACAGACACUCUGUAUGACUCUGCACCACCAAUAGAGUCCAAUACUUUGCAACAUAACUGAAAGUUUGUUUUUCCUGUCGUUCUAAUCAACAGUAACUCCAUUUGUAUCAAACAAAAAAACUAGGGGAAAAUAACAUUUUACCCAAAUCUUCAGGAAGAAUGUCCGAAUUUGUACAGCUGUUGUGCACGUGUGGAUAGCACUAGAGUCUGAACUCUGGUGUUCUGACAGUGAAGGAGUAAUCUGCUAACUCAGGAUCAAGAGAAGGUGCUGGGCAUGAAUAGCAUUAUGACAGAUUAAACAGCCAGCAGUGGUCUACCCAAGGGACAAAAUGCUAACACUGAUACUGUACCCUAAAUGCCAGCUUGUGAAGCUGUCUUCUUUGGACAAGUAGCAUUGGAAGACUGUUGCUGUUGGAAACAGCAGACAAUAUAACAAAGGUGUUCUGUAGCACCUAUGGACACUGGGUACUGAUUGGGUUGGUGUAUGUAAGAAAAUGUGAUCUAGCACUUCUGCAUUUGAUUUUUAAAGAAAACAUUUAUUCAAUGGAGAUAACUGAUUUUAAUGCUUUUCUCAUGUAGCUUUUUUGUAAUUUCAAGCAAAACCUUAUUGUACUUGAAUGUGUCCUGUUUUGUUAGCAGAACUAGAGACUUGCUGUAACUAUACUCAUGUCCCAGUAUCUUAUUCUUUCUAUGAAAGAGAAAAGGUAACACUAAUCGAUUGUAUCCCACAACUAUUGAUUUCAAUUACAGAACAUUGUUCUUUUUAAAGUUAUUUCCAGAAGUCAACAUAAGUGCUUUCAUGAGACUGUACAGGGAUUAAGGGAAAGUAAAUAUCUGAAGUGGUACCUGUAUUUUAGAUGCCACCUCAUUAAGACGUGCAUAUUGUUACAAAAGUAACUUCUGGACAGUGCCAUUUUGGUAAUGCUUCUUCUCCCUGUAAUGAAGCAGCUAGUAUAUAUGUACAUAUAUACUCAGUCUCCCUUUACUAGCUUUUCAUUAAUGCGUAUUGGUGACAGUGGGUAAAAUCAACAGCUUGAAAGUGUAUGCAUGUACCAUAACAUCCUAGACUUAAUAUAUUGUGGAGCAUUCAAUAACCAUUAUGUAGAUGAUAGGUAACAAUAAAAAGGGUUUAAUUUCCUAGGAA